GUACGACGGGAAAGCGGACAUCACCUCUUGUAUUAGUUCCAUGCGGUCAUACUUCGAGGUCAUGCGGAUACCGCAAGAGGACCGAAGUAUGAUCAUAUGGACUAAUAUUGAGCCCGCCGUACGGAAUUACAUCGAGCUCCAAGCUGUUGUUGCAGGUUAUGAACGAAUUGACCUGACUGAGUGGUUGAAGGUAACCCCUGUACGCACCCUUGAGGACCUUCUCAUCGCACGAUACCAAGACAAGCAUGCUGCACUCAAGGCUAGGCUGAAGCUUGAGGCCCUCAAGGGUCAAACAUGGAGGUCCUCCAUGCAAGCUUUGGAACAACAUUUGACUGGUCUGUUCACUACUCCAGACCUGGGAAUGACUGAUGUGUCUUGUAUGGAUGUAGUCAUGGGAGUGGCCCCUAAAGAAUACCUCUCCCUGUUGGCACUCAAAGACCAUACCACCUGGCGAGAGCUCAUGACGGAUCUAGUCAACCUAGAGGCCAAGGACCUCGCCAGGCGGAAGAAGGCGCCCGCUGCAGGUGGGAAACCACAACGCAAGUGGUUUGGAAGCAGCAACCAGCUUGCACUGCAUGAUCAUCGGGAGGCUGAAGAUCAGUCCUAUGCGGAUGAUCUGUCUCUAGAUGACGAUCUAGAGCCGGACUCCAAUAUGGGCUGUUCCACAUCAGCCAUUGAGUCCGACGUCAACGAAGAUGAAAAACUGAAUGCUUUCAAGUUUAGGAAGACUGCUUCAAACAAGGGGCCUAACCGUGGUUUGGGUAGGGGAACUGUUGUCCACCUCCCCAAGAAUGCAAGGAUCCCUGAGAAACCGGAGGAUGCAUCUACCAAGCCUUGGGAAACCCUCCGUGUGCGCGUCACCUUUGACAAGGACCGCACUGUCACACAUGAGCUCAACUUCUAUGUCCUGAACAAGUGUCCGUUUGACGCGGUCAUUGGCUUGGGCUGGUUAAAGGCUCAUUGCCUAAGGACCACGUGGGCGGACAAUCAGUUCGUGGAUGAUCCUCCACCGGAAGUCCCAACAAACAGUCGUCAGCUAUUAGAUCGAUUCCCUGAAGUUUUGGCCGAACCUCGUGGAGUUCCCGAGCGUCCGGUCGAACACAAAAUCGAGAUAAUAGAGGGGAGUAUUCCUCCAAAGGGCUGCGUCUAUCGUAUGGGACAAGGCGAGUUGGAGGAGUUGAGGAGGCAGAUUGAUGAUAUGAUUGAUCGUGGAUGGAUUAGGCCCAGUGAGUCUGAAUUCGGCGCACCUGUCCUGUUUGUGCCAAAGAAAGGAGGCAAACUCCGGAUGUGUAUUGACUAUCGUGGCCUUAAUCGGAUCACAAGAAAGAAUGCUUACCCUUUGCCUCGCAUAGAUGAUCUGCUAGAUGCGGCAGGUGGGUGCAAGGUCUUCUCCAAGAUCGACCUCAAAUCUGGUUACCACCAAAUCGAAGUCGAUCCGAGUGACCAGCACAAGACUGCAUUCAAAACACGCGAUGGGCUGUACGAGUUCAUCGUUAUGCCCUUCGGUCUUACGAAUGCACCGGCCACCUUUCAGUGCCUCAUGGAUAAGGUACUUCGCCAUCAACUCAACAGAUUUGUGGUUGUGUACCUUGACGAUAUCCUGAUCUUCAGCAAAACCAUGGAAGAGCACCUCAAGCACCUUGAGAAAGUUUUGCAGGUCCUCAAGGAGGCGCAGCUGCACCUCAACUUAGAGAAAUAUGAGUUUGGGAGGGACGGCGUCAUCUAUUUUGGACACCGGUUGUCUGCAAACGGCCUUGAGCCGGAGACAACCAAGGUUGAGGUCAUCCGAAACUGGCCUCAACCAGCGAACGUACACGAACUGCGUUCUUUUCUUGGUCUAGCCUCGUAUUACCAGAAUUUUGUGCCCAAAUUCUCUGUCAUUGCUCACCCUCUCUCCAGACUAACAAGCAAGAAUGUUGCCUAUGCGUGGUGUGAGAAGUGUGAGACUGCGUUCCAAGCCUUGAAAGAGGCAUUGGUAUGCCAAAGAACCAAGGUCCACAGGCAUAAGCCUUAUGGCCUGCUGAGACCCCUCCCCAUUCCUGAUGGACCCGGUGAGUCGAUUUCCAUCGACUUCACGGACAUGGGAAAGGUGAGUGCAGCUGAAAAUUCACAAGUCACGGUCAUCGUGGACCGUUUUUCUAAAUUUCUGAACUUGAUUCCUUUCCCUCCCCAUGCCCCGGCUGAACUUGUCAUUGAAGAAUUCCAUCAGCAGUACAUUCUGCAGUUUGGCGUCCCGAAAACUAUUGUGAGUGAUCGGGACACCAGAUUCAUUAACAAAGAUUGGAAGGACUUCACCUCUAAGAUCUGUGACAUUAAACUGAACAAGACUUCUGGUCGACACCCCGAAGCCAAUGGACUGGCUGAGGAGAUCAACCAGACUGUCAUCCAACUACUUCGCGCAUUGAUUGUUCCAGAUCAGAACACGUGGGACAAGGAGUUGCACAAAGUGAAGGGACUGCACAACAACCCCAUUCACUCUGCAACUGGUGUGACACCAAACCAGGUACAAUAUGGAUGGCCAAUGCGUAAUCCCCUCUCCUAUCUGUUCCCUGAGCGGUCACCUAGUCUGAUGCCCAGCAUGCCUGGCUACAAUGCCAAGUACGCACGCUUGCUCAAAGCUGUUAUUGCAGCUAUGAACAAGCGUCAGCAUGCCAUGAUCAAACAUGCUAACAAGUUGUGCAAAGAAGAAAAGUUCAAAGUAGGGGAUUAUGUUUGGGUUAAAAUGUCGGAGUUUUCUAAUGAAGAGGGCAUAUCACGAAAACUCCUUCCAUUGUACUAUGGCCCUUGGUAGAUUCUGAAGGUGAUUGGGGAUGAUUUUGGUCCUUCAUAUGUGAUUGACGUG
Messenger RNA from Chara braunii, 2842 nucleotides. Lineage: Eukaryota; Viridiplantae; Streptophyta; Charophyceae; Charales; Characeae. The record is from the annotation of a GenBank genome assembly.